AUGCCUGGCUUUCAUUGCCACCUUCCCCGGGAAGAAGAAGAACAAAUUAAAGAAGACGAGGAGGUGAUCGUUAUAGCCGACGACCACGAAGAAGAUAGGAUCGACGUAACGAGUGAAAACGAAGAUGAUGAUGGGUCUUGUAAUAUGAGUGACGAAUCUGAAAGCAGUGAAGCGUCAUCAAUAGAGAACGACAUGACCAUUCAACCGUGGGUCCCUAUAGUCAGCUCGAGCGAGGAUGAUGAGUCAGAGGCAAGUGGCUUCUGGACACCACCCUCGACCAUCGGCGAAGAUGUCGAAGAAGUGCAGGUACCCAGAAACACCGCCCGACGAGCCACACGGCGCCUUAACACAGCCCGGAGAUCCAGAGCCAGCCGUCCUGGUGUGUUCGCCGUGAGGCGAGGCCGACAUCGACAACCUGUAGCUGAACAAGAAUUUAUCGAACUCACACCGUUCGAGAGGGGUCUUACAUUCAACGGCUUCGCUCGGGACCUCGUGCCCGAAAGAAUAGUAGGCCAUCAACUAGAAGGCUACCGGAAGAACCUCUAUUACAGGGUAAAGUGGAGAACUGUCGAGGAACCUAAACUGAUAGAAGCUAGCGUGAUGAAAGCCUAUAGACGGGACCUGAUUGUCGACUACUUUGAAAACAGGAUUAAAGAGGAUUUUUAA
Molecule: messenger RNA, 666 nt
Organism: Macrosiphum euphorbiae (potato aphid)
Lineage: Eukaryota; Metazoa; Arthropoda; Insecta; Hemiptera; Aphididae
Source: the annotation of a GenBank genome assembly